Molecule: messenger RNA, 2016 nt
Organism: Salpingoeca rosetta
Lineage: Eukaryota; Choanoflagellata; Craspedida; Salpingoecidae
Product: succinyl-CoA:3-ketoacid CoA transferase
Exons: 15
Coding region: 120-1679 (519 amino acids)
Biological process (GO): ketone body catabolic process
Cellular component (GO): mitochondrion
Molecular function (GO): succinyl-CoA:3-oxo-acid CoA-transferase activity
Source: RefSeq, a predicted model, not a curated record
GCGUGCAUCAUCAUUCUUCUCCACACACGCAACACCCACAACAACAACCAACAACCCACGACCACCUUCCUUCUUGCCUUGCUUGCUUGUGUUGCCUCGCUUGUUGUUGUCGUGUUGCCAUGUUUGGUGUUCAGCGAGUUGCGAGCGUGCGUGCCGCCGCUGCCGUUGCUGUGCGCGGGGCACGCCUGGCACAGGCUGCUGCUGCUGUUUCCGUGCGGCAUGCCAGCACCGGCGCGGUGCAGGUGUGCGAGACGGCUGAGGAGGCCAUUGCUGGCGUGCAGGACGGCUCCAAGCUCCUGGUCGGCGGCUUUGGUCUUUGCGGUAUCCCCGAGAACCUCAUUGCUGCCCUGCAGAAGAGCGGCGCAAAGAACCUUACCUGCGUCAGCAACAACGCUGGUGUGGACGACUUUGGCCUCGGCCUUCUCCUGAAGAACAAGCAGGUCAAGCGCAUGAUCUCGUCGUAUGUCGGCGAGAACAAGGAGUUUGAGCGGCAGUACAUUGGCGGCGAGCUCGAGGUCGAGCUUACACCGCAGGGCACGCUUGCCGAGCGCAUUCGCGCGGGCGGCGCGGGCAUCCCGGCGUUCUUCACCCCCACCGGAUAUGGGACAAUCAUCCACGAGGGUGGUGCGCCCAUCAAGUACAAGGCCGACGGCAGCGGCGAUAUUGAGAUCCCCAGCAAACCCCGCGAGAGCCGCGAGUUUAACGGCGUCCCGUACAUCAUGGAGGAGGCGAUUACCGGCGACUUUGCUCUCGUUCGCGCGUGGAAGGCGGACACGGCGGGCAACCUGGUGUUCCGCAAGACGGCGCGCAACUUCAACGCGGCCAUGGCCCGGGCAGCAAAGGUGACGGUCGCUGAGGUGGAGGAGAUUGUUCCUGUUGGCGAGCUCGACCCAGAUUGCAUCCACGUGCCCAGCGUGUAUGUGAAACGCGUGUUUAAGGCAGACCACAUGGAGAAGCGCAUCGAGCGGCUGACGCUUGCCAAGGAUGGCGACCACGCCCCGCCUGCGCCCGGCGCGCCCGCCGCCAAGCGCGAGCUCAUCAUCCGUCGUGCUGCCAAGGAGUUCAAGGACGGCAUGUUUGUGAACCUUGGUAUUGGUAUGCCGAUGCUUGCAUCCAACUUCAUCCCAGAGGGUAUGAACGUCUCCCUCCAGUCUGAGAACGGCGUCCUCGGCCUCGGCCCAUUCCCCAAGAAGGGCGAGGAAGACCCAGACCUGAUCAACGCAGGCAAGGAGACGGUCAAGGUUCUGCCCGGGUCGUCGUUCUUUGGGUCUGACGACUCGUUUGCGAUGAUCCGCGGUGGGCACAUCCACCUCACCAUCCUCGGCGCAAUGCAGGUCUCCCAGUACGGCGACCUCGCAAACUUCAUGAUCCCGGGCAAGAUGGUCAAGGGCAUGGGCGGUGCCAUGGAUCUCGUGUCUGCCCCCGGCUCUCGUGUCGUCAUCACCAUGGAGCACUGCGCCAAGAGCGGCGCGCACAAGAUCCUCGAGAACUGCACGCUGCCGCUGACGGGCCCGAAGUGCGUCGACCGCAUCAUCACAGAGAUGGGUGUGUUUGACGUGUCCGCCGAGACCGGCCUCACCCUCAUCGAGAUUGCAGAUGGCGUCUCCGUCGACGACGUCAAGGCUGCCACGGGCGCCCCGUUUGCUGUCAGCGACAACCUCAAGGCGAUGGACGCAUAAGCGCUCCCCUCCCGUAUUGAUUUUUCCAACCACGGCACCACCAGACACCCACCCACCACCGUUGGUGUUGCUGCAUCCAGCGUUGCAGCACAUGCGCGUGCGUGUGCGUGGUGGCCGUGCGUGUUGCUUGUUGGUGUUUGUUUGUUGUCGUUCCCUCUUCGUAGUCGUGCAUUUGUUUGCUGAUGUUUUGUUUUCUGCUGACAGUUCAAUACAGGACAGCGCAGGCUGUUCACGUAUGGAUGUUCAUGGCAAGCAGUGUGAUGUGCCGAUAUGUGACAUGUGAUACGAUGUGGUGUGAUGUGACCACCAGCCCAAUACAGCAACCAUCAAGCACAGA